GCAAAACUUUUCUAACGUAUUUAUUCUGAUAUUCUGUUGACGGAACGUCAAAACCCUAAACCUUCAUCGUCAAAUCGGCUGUUUGCCUCUUCUCGACGACAAUGGCUACUGUACCAGUUAAUCCGAAACCUUUCUUGAACAACUUGACUGGGAAGCCUGUGAUUGUGAAGCUCAAGUGGGGAAUGGAGUACAAAGGUUAUCUUGUCUCUGUUGAUUCAUACAUGAACUUGCAGUUGGCCAACUCUGAAGAAUACAUUGAUGGGCAGUUUACUGGUAACCUUGGAGAGAUCUUAAUCAGAUGUAAUAAUGUUCUGUAUUUACGAGGUGUACCAGAGGAUGAAGAAAUAGAGGAAGCAGAUCGUGAUUAGCAAGCAGGUGGAAUGGAUGGCCCAUGUCUUAGAUCAUUAGAUGUGGAUGUGGGUGGAUCCAUGAAUAUAUCAGACAAUGUUUCACAAAUCAUUACAAAAGAAAGAACAAAUUACUGAAAUC
Molecule: messenger RNA, 489 nt
Organism: Lactuca virosa
Lineage: Eukaryota; Viridiplantae; Streptophyta; Magnoliopsida; Asterales; Asteraceae
Source: the annotation of a GenBank genome assembly